AUGUUGCCAGUGCAAGAACAAGCUGAAAUCAUCCACAAGGUCCGUGGUUGUUUGCAGAAAUAUGAGUCGAAAUUGAGCGACAUAAACCAAAAGAUAUGGUCGGAUCCAGAGCUGGCAUUCAAAGAGUAUAAUGCCCAUGACCAUAUUUGUGAGGUCUUCGAGUCGCUCGGAGCCGAGUAUCAAGUCCAAAGAAAGGCUUAUGGGAUUGAAACUGCCCUCGAAGUUACAUACAAACAGGGAAAUGGUGGCCGAGUGGUGGCGUUCAACGCAGAAUAUGAUGCCUUGCCAGGCAUGGGUCACGCAUGCGGACACAAUUUGAUCGCUACCAGCUCCAUUGCUGCGUUCCUGGCUACUUGUGAAGCAAUGCGUUCGAUCUAUGCUGAUCAAUUUGGAUACACCGUUCGUCUUCUCGGAACUCCGGCCGAAGAGGGUGGUGGUGGAAAGCUCUUACUGAUCAAUGCCGGAGCAUACAAGGGCGUGGAUGCUUGCUUCAUGGUGCAUCCGUUCCCGGUUCUUUCUGGGGCUCCAGAACUUAUCAGCUCCAGUUCUUGUUCCGGUCAGUAUCUUGCCAAUGACAAGGUUGAGGUGACAUUCACGGGCAAACCUGCCCAUGCCUCUGCCGCUCCGUGGGAGGGUAUCAAUGCCCUCGAUGCUGUUGUGUCUGCGUAUGUCAGUAUAUCUAUGCUGCGACAGCAGAUCCUACCCACGCAGAAAAUCCAUGGUGUUGUUUUGCGGGGCGGAGAUAGACCUAAUGUUAUCCCUGCUUCUACAACGGUCGAAUACUACAUUCGGUCGGACACCGUCAAGACAUUGAAGCCCUUGACCGAUAAGGUGUUGAAAUGCUUCGAGGCGGCGGCUACUGCCACGGGCUGUACUGUGGAGUUCAAAUGGGAGGCCUCGUACAAGGAUAUGAAGAUCAACAAGCCCAUCUGCGAUAGCUAUGUUUCCGCCAUGAACGCCAUGGGCCAUAAUACAAUCUUUGACGCCGUGGGACAGGAUGGAGGAUUGAGCGGAGGGUCCACUGACAUGGGCAAUGUUUCGUAUGAAGUGCCGGGCUUCCAUGGUGGAUUCUACAUUCAUACCGAUGGCGUUAACCACACGCCGCAAUUUACUGCAGGGGCAGGGUCGGAGGAAGGGUUCAGGCGUAGUUUACAUUGUGCGGCGGGAAUGGCGGUGGUGGCGACGAGGGCUUUGGUCGACAAAAGCUUUGCCACUGCGAUCCAAUCUGACUUUGAAAGGGGCCUAUGA
Penicillium olsonii is the source of this 1248-nucleotide messenger RNA. The record is from the annotation of a GenBank genome assembly. NCBI's taxonomy places the organism in Eukaryota, Fungi, Ascomycota, Eurotiomycetes, Eurotiales, Aspergillaceae.